AUUUUGGCGGUUUCGGCAGUUGCACGCGGCUGUGUGUAGUAGUUUCACGUGUUGCUUUGUGUACGCGUAAAAAAAUCAACAACAAUUAAACAAUUCGACCGUUGAACAUCAAGUUUUUUAAGAACUUCACUCUGUGACUUGUGACUUAUCUGAUGUGACGCUUAAUUAGCGAUUAAUUUAUGGUUUUCUGUUGCUAAGCUUCAUUCAUAAAAUACAAUUUCGCGCGGAGGUGGGCCGCGAUUUCGCGGGUAUUGGCGCGUAUUGUGUGUACGAAAUAAAGGCCAACUAAAGACGAACUCGUUCGCGGCGGCACAAUCCUUGUUCAAAGUUGAAUCAAGACCCUGGUAAUGAUGGAAAUGUUGACGCCAAAGCGCAAAAAUAGCGAGGGGUCCGUAAAUUGCAGUAAUUGCGGGAUGCCACACGCCGCCGGGGAUAAGUGCUAUCAUCCUUGGACGUGGGCCGAAAAAGCACAAAAUGUUCAUCUAAGUCCGAAUGGUUCGUGCUCUUCGCCCGAAAUGAUGGUAGAAAAUCGCAACGGUAAUGGAACCUCGGCCGACCUAAGCAGUCCAAGCGAUGCUGGUUCUCGCCAUCGUAGAAACGACUCUCACAGGCGUGGACGACCCAGAGCCGAUGCAUUGACUCACCUCAUGAUGCAAGGCAGUACCUCGCCCUCGAGCAUCAAAUGCGCUUACUGCAAUCGCGUGUUUCCCCGAGAAAAGAGUCUUCAAGCUCAUCUUAGAACCCACACAGGUGAACGUCCUUAUACUUGUGAUUAUCCAGGGUGUACAAAAGCUUUUACGCAAUCAGGUCAAUUGAAAACACAUCAAAGGCUGCAUACUGGUGAAAAACCAUUUGUUUGUACUCAUGAAGGAUGUGUAAUGCGUUUUACUCAUGCUAAUAGACAUUGUCCAGACCAUCCAUAUGCCACUCUCACACGUUCCGAUGAUUUUGUUUUGAAACCUGUAUCUGGUAAUACAGAAAUUCCACAUGAAGUCACAAGAUGGUUGGAACGUUAUAAAUUGAACAGAGAGAGAGAAGAUAAAACACCCACUGAAAAAAGUGAAAGAAAAAUGAAGUCCUGGAAAAAUAACAGUGAACACAAAAGAGGAAAAUCUCGAAAAGGUCUUAUUAUGGAUACAGUUGUUGAACAAGAGAAUCUUGACCGACCCAUUCAAAAUCUCAACUGCAUUUACUCCAGUGAAAGUCAAGAUAGUCAAGAUGAAAGUCAAGACGAGGAUCCUGUAGAAAAUUGUGGUAUCCUACCAACUUCUGAAGAUGAAGAAGAUGUUGAAAUUAAUAAACAUCCUGCCACUCCUCAAAGAAGGCCACUCGAUCGUCUGCAACCUAAAAAACGUUGGUUAAGAGAAGCUUGUUUAGAACAACAAUUAGCAAAGCCUCUGAGGUGGGAUCAUCCAAUAAAUAAUUGCAAUAGAAUUAUGCCUAGUCUGGGUGAAUCUGUUCAAUGGUGUCUAUCUGAAUCAAAACUACCAAAUUUUAACCAAGCCAUUAAUAAACCAGAAGAAGAUUCCACACCUUCUGAAAUUACUAACAAUGUAUCUGAAGUGGUACAAGUUUCUUCAACUACUAUAAAGGAAGAAAAAUUUGUUCCAAACCAGCCAUUACAAAUGAACAAUAAUGAAACAAGACCUACAGUGUUGAUGCUUGCUGGCAAGAAUCAACCUCCAAAAUCUUGUACUCCAGAACUAACUAAUACUGAUUUAAAGGUAAUAGUAGUUCGACAAGAAGAAACUCUUACACCACAACCACCGGUAUUAGAAGACAAUCAAAAAUGGCUUGGAGCCCUUGCAUUAAUGGAAUUGGCUGCAAAUAAAAAGGAAGUUGAGCAUUCUCUUGUUUUAAAUCAUGAUUCUUCUCAUUUUGCUGCACACUCAAGUUAUAUUGAACUAUAAGAGACUGUAUAAUUUUACUAAAUUUGAUACUACAGCGUUCUGCCUGAAUAUGCUCAAUGUGAUUUAUAAUUUAAUUAACCAAACAAAUAUAAAAGCACUUCAGAAUUGACCUUGCUUUUUGAAAUGAAUACAAUAUUUUUCAUUAACUUCCUGAUUUUAGUUCAAAAUUCAUCUCUUUGAUUUUGUCUAUUUAGCCCUAACAAAGUAAGGUCAAUGUUCUUAAAAAUUUUAUAAUUAUGAGCAAUGUUUGUGAAUAUGUUAUUUACUGUAGAAAAGCUCACUUUACAUAAAAUAUGUACUGCUUGGGUGAAUAAGAAAAUAUUUUUUAUACUUGUUAGUAAGUGUUAAGCACUGACCAGAAAAACUUUUUGUACUUGAUGUGAUUAAUAUAAUUAUAUUAUAAUAUUACUUUAUAAUAUUAUAAUGCUAGAAUAUUAUGAUAUUAUAACAUAAAAAUAUUAUAAUAUUGUAAUCAUAAGAUUUAUAAGUAACCAAAAAAGAUUCGAAUGCAUAGUGUCAUUUCAAAGGAAAAAUUGUUCAUGUUACUUUCAAAACUUUUGAGUUGAUGAAAAGUUAACUGUGUCAAAGAUGACCAUUUAAAGGCUAAUAUAAAUACUGUUGAAAAAUCGAGAGAUCACUUGUAUGCCAUCGAUCUUAUAAUAUUGUUACAAAAAAAAAAGAACAGCUCAGAUAAUUCAACGGAAAAAUCGUAGUCACUAUUAAUGUAAAGGUGUGUGAUAGAAAAUAUUGAGAAGUACAAAGUGAUUUACAAAGUAGUGUAAAUCAUUUCCAUGUUAAAUUAAUCUUCUUCCCUUAUCCUUUUAAAUUUGUACGACAUGUAAAUAAUUCUUUAUUUUAAUAAAAACCUUGACACAAA
This is a messenger RNA of Trichogramma pretiosum, 2787 nucleotides long. RefSeq names its product zinc finger protein 148-like. The record is from RefSeq and is a predicted model, not a curated record. Bases 348 to 1910 code for a protein of 520 amino acids. The transcript is spliced from 2 exons. Gene Ontology annotation, cellular component: nucleus. Lineage: Eukaryota; Metazoa; Arthropoda; Insecta; Hymenoptera; Trichogrammatidae. Gene Ontology annotation, molecular function: DNA-binding transcription factor activity, RNA polymerase II-specific; RNA polymerase II cis-regulatory region sequence-specific DNA binding. Gene Ontology annotation, biological process: regulation of transcription by RNA polymerase II; central nervous system development.